AUGAAGGAAGAGAAAAGGGAAGAGAAUGGAGAAGGGAAGAAGAAGAGAGGAGGAGGGGAAGAUAAAGAAAAAAGUGAAGAAGGGACGAAGAAUAAAGAAGAGAAGAAGGAAGACUCCAAAAAAGAAGCAAAUAGAGAAGCAAGACAAGAAAAAGGAUUAGAAGACAAAAAUAAAGAGAAGAAAGGACUUUUAGAUGAAAAUAAGGACAAAAAGGAAUUGGGACAAAAUGUCACAGUUAAAAAUGCAAUUAAUGAAGAAAAUAAGAAUUUAAAUAAAAUUGAACAAAAAAUGGAAAAAAGAAGAGAAAAAAUUGCUGAGGAAGAAGAACAGGAAAAUGGGGGAGAGGAAGAAAUUGAGGCUAAUAAUGAUUGGAGUUUGUUGGUUAAAGGAAGGGGAAGAAGAGCCCUAACAUCACUACAAUUAUCACCUUCUACCUCCUCUCUCCAAAACCACAAAAUAGAAGUAGAUGUGGCAUCCCCCCAAAUGCUUGUAUUAGAUAAUGAAGAUUAUGCCCGUAUUAGUAAAUUAAAGGAAGAAAAGACCAACAAUUUAAUAAAAAAUUUUGAAGAAAAAAAUGUAGUAAAGGAAAAUUAUUGUGUUGGAACAGACCAUUUAAUUGUUGGAAUAUUGACGGUUUUGGGGGUUAUGUUAGCUGCUUAUGGAGCUUUUUGGAUUUUAGAGAAGCGAUGGAAAAGGAAAAAUGUUGAGGAAAUAUUUUAUUUGGGUGGAAAGUUGAUUUGUCGGUGA
This is a messenger RNA of Meloidogyne enterolobii, 747 nucleotides long. Lineage: Eukaryota; Metazoa; Nematoda; Chromadorea; Rhabditida; Meloidogynidae. The record is from the annotation of a GenBank genome assembly.